This is a messenger RNA of Blastomyces dermatitidis ER-3, 3059 nucleotides long. RefSeq lists its product as uncharacterized. The record is from RefSeq and is a predicted model, not a curated record. The coding region runs from base 546 to 881 and encodes 111 amino acids. The transcript is spliced from 2 exons. NCBI's taxonomy places the organism in Eukaryota, Fungi, Ascomycota, Eurotiomycetes, Onygenales, Ajellomycetaceae.
UAUCAACUUUUAUUAAUCCUUGGCCUGGUUGGCAUCACAGAGAGCGAGCUUCAUGCUUCAUCCAUCGCAUCGGCCACAGUCCGGCGCAGAUCUCGGAUGCCUGCACUGCACUGCCUGGCCCACCAAUGAUGACGCGGCUGAACACGGGCAGCGUGGCUGUGGGCUGUGGCUUGGCAUCCAUCUUGGCGCCACUAGGCCCAGACGCGGAUUAGUCAUUCGCUCCUCCAACGCUAAUAAUAAUCUCCCGCCAUAAUAAAGCCGAUCCUCGGUUCCACAUAUAUUGGUCACAUUUAUCUUUCUGCUCCUCCAGUUCCUUCUGUGACAUCGAUCAAACGUUUCUAUAUCCAACCUUUUGCUCUAUUUCUUUCAACCGCGUAUACCGUGCCAUCCCGCUACCACUCCUACUAUAGUCAACCCCUCGGGGAUCCAGAUCCACCCAAGCAGAUAACUGUCGAGAGCACAUUUCAUAAACUAUCUCACAAAAUAAAUAAGUGGAAAAGCAAGAGAGACAACUCUACCUACUACCAUCAAUAAAAGAACAAAAAAUGGCUGACAAAGCCGGUGCUCCCCCAUCCUACCCACCACCCGUCCACCAAGAUGCAGGGCCCUAUCAACCCCAGCCAGGUCCAUAUGGCCAACCCCAAUCCGCCGCUGCAGACUACUACAACCAGCCCCAACAGUACGUCCAACCACAAGGGCAAUACUAUCCACCACAACAGGGUUACCAGCAACAACCUAUGUACUAUGCACCCCAGGGCGGGCCAUCGCCUCAAGGACAUUAUGUCGACAAUAGAGGUAGCAGUCGCGGAACGGGAGGCGGCCUCUGUGCCGGCCUGUUAGCCGGUUUGGCGUGUUGCUGCUGCUUGGAUAUUCUGUUUUAAACAUUUUCUUUUCUUUUCUUUUCUUUUUUUUUUCGUUUUUUCUUGUUUUUUUUUUCUUUCCUUGUUAAGCGAUGCAGAGACGAGAUGAGGAGAAACCCGGAUAGUAUACAUGUGUUAUGUAUUAUUCGGGGGGCCUGUUUUGUUGGUAUAUACUUCUGUUCGUCAGGAGAUUGUGCAUAGGGAGUGGUGCCUGAUCCAUAGAUGGAGUUUGCGGCAAGCCCUCCCGCCGUACUAUCAACAUUUCUUUUAUACUUCUUUUCCUUAUUUUCCUUAUCCUUAUUUUAUUUUUAAUUUUUGAUUUUUGAUUUGUUUCUAGGCGCAGAAAUGGCUCAUAUGCAACGAUUGUCCCUGCUUGUUUUAUUGCUAUUUAUUUUUACCGCUUGUUGUUCGUAUCUCUACUUCUCCAUGUAUACCAUACUCUGUACCUCUCAUGAAUACAAUUUUAUUUAAUAUGCUUUCAGGCCUCUUUUUUUUUCAUGUGACAGUGCUUCAUUUUCAUGAGUUAAUUGGGAUCCCUAGUGUAGUUCUUCUAUAUCUACGCUACCAAUAUAUCUAAUAUAUCUAGAACCUUUUACUUCCAGACACCGAAUUCAUUACCUCACGAGCAUUGCAUGAUUGGACAACCUUCACCUAUCCCUAUUGGUAUUUUCUGUGUUACCAACCAUUCUAGGGCAAGGAAUGCAGGUCUGUACAUAACCCGGCAAAGAGCGUCUUUUAACUAAUUGGUUGUUCCGGCAAUCAUAAUAGCUAUUUGUUUCAGUCAUCAUUCGUAACUUAACUCAGAUGUUAAUAAUGUCCAACUACUCCCCGUCCCGUACCCUGAUUUUUACGAUGGUUAAGAGCAAAAACAAUAAAAAUAAAAACCCAACAAAGAAAACAAAAUCAAGCAGAAGAAUUGCGCCAUAAAAUUCUAGAGGUUAUCAUAACUUCUCCAUCUCACUCUUCAUCACUUUGCCAACUGUCUUCACUCCCGGCAACGCCUCUAUCUUCCCAAUAUUCCCAGGAUCAUUAUCAAACCCCUUAAAGAUACUUUGCUAACCUCCCCAGCCUCCAAAAAUAUAGCACCACAGGUAUAUUCGCCCUUCUGAAUUAGAUCCACCAUGGAUGCGGCGCUGAGCUCCGGCCUCAGCAUCUGUGCCCUAUCAGACCAGAAGUAUGACAAUAAUUCUUCGUCGUUGUCCCAGAUAGGGGUGUCGGUGAUUCUUUUCAAAUUUCCCAGUCCAAGUUAGCUAGCAAUCAGGAACCGCAGAGAAAACAAGAAAAAAAAAAAAGAUUACCCCGGACAGAUCCCAACAACCUUAACCCUGCUCCGCUACCGCCAUGGAUUUCACAAACCCUACAAUUGCAUGAUUAGAUGCAGCAUAUAGCGGCUUACUCUAUAUACCUCAUCCAGCCCGGCAACGGAGGCUAUGAGCAGCACAACACCCUGCUUCUUCCGCCCGAGCAGCGCGCGCACCGCCAUACGCGUGAAUUUUAUCGGAUGAGAUAUGAGAUAUGUUGGUGUCCAGCGUUCCGUGGCGGUUUUCUUCCUGCUCGCUGUCGAGCCAGAAAUUGGAGCGGGGCUAGCCAUGGAUAUAUAACGCGAUGGAGGUGUGUAAAUAUAGGCUUUGGCUUGUCUUGCUGUUUUUUGUUCGUGAUGUAUUGUAUAUGAUUUUCCUCUCCGAUUUUCUCCUUUCUUUCCUUUCUCCAGAUUUUUCUUUUUGCGUCGGCAAAUUGGGACACAUUGGGACCGCCCACAUAAUAUGGAAUGAAUAAUGAAGGUAAAAUGGAGGAUAAGAAUGACCGUGUAAUGGGAAGAGAAGGGAAGGGGUACUAGACCGGCUCAAAGAUGGCGCCCCAUAUGGUUCAUAUACAUCUGGAAUAUCCCCAAAUAUCUCCCUCACUUUCUCGACCAGGUUUUGUAGCCCGUCCCAUUUCGUUACGUCGCAUGGUACAAUGCUAUGGAUACGGAAUGGCGCCCGGAAUCACCAUUCUUAUUAAGAUUAUUUUUGCCGGGAAACGAGCUUCUGAGCCUCUGCAUUAAGUCUUAGACCGCCGAUGAGCACUUUGGCGUUGAGGGAUAGUGCUUGUUUGACGAAGGAGAGGCCGAUUCCUUAAUUUCGCUCUAUCGAUUAGCUUGAGGGCUUUUUUCUUAUUUAUCCUUCGGGGGUUUAGGAAGUAAAUGUUAAAAAUACCUGA